AUGGCAGACUCCAAAGAAGCCCUCCUCUCAGACAUCGACUCCGCCUCGGACACACCUCCCUCCCCUCCACCCGCCUACAAUAACCCCCUACCCCUCAAACAAGCCUCAUCCGGAGUCGGAGCGGGCAAACCACCACUCCCACGCCCACCACCGCUCCUCCUCCCCAUCCUCAAUACCCUGCGCACUCAGCGCGUGAUCCUCGCCUCCUCGUCACCCCGCCGGCGGCAAAUAAUGGGCUAUCUAGGCCUCCCGAACCUAGAAAUCAUCCCCUCAAACGCAGAAGAGAACCUGCCCAAAUCGCUAUCUCCAUUCGAAUACGUGCUCGGCACAGCGACCAAAAAGGCGCAGGCCGUGUAUGCACAGGAGCUGAACAACGAGGAAAAGGGCGAGCCCGCGCUCAUCCUCGCCGCGGACACGGUCGUCGUUGACCCAACCUCGGGCCGCAUCCUGGAAAAGCCGCGCUCCGAGGCUCAGCAUGUCGCCAUGCUCAAGACGCUGCGUGAUGUCAGGGUUCAUAAAGUCUACACGGCGCUUGUGGCUAUGGCCCCGCUGGCUAGCGCGAGAGACCCUGGGUAUGUGAUUGAGAGCACCGUUGAGGAGACCGCAGUGCACUUUGGGGAUGAUGUGACGGAUGAGUUGAUCCUGGCGUAUGUGCGUACGCGCGAGGGCGCGGAUAAAGCUGGCGGUUACGGGUUGCAGGGGCUGGGGAGUAUUCUCGUUGAAAAGGUGGAGGGGAGCUAUGAUAAUGUUAUUGGGAUGCCGCUGAAGGCGACGCUGAAGCUGAUUGAGACCGUCAUGGCCAGGGCGGAUGAUGAUGAACGCUUGCCGGAUGACCCGGUUUUGAUGGGGGAUAGUGAGGAUGAGGAGUGA
Messenger RNA from Penicillium riverlandense, 870 nucleotides. Its product is annotated as nucleotide diphosphatase. NCBI's taxonomy places the organism in Eukaryota, Fungi, Ascomycota, Eurotiomycetes, Eurotiales, Aspergillaceae. The transcript has a single exon. The record is from RefSeq and is a predicted model, not a curated record. Gene Ontology annotation, molecular function: nucleoside triphosphate diphosphatase activity. Bases 1 to 870 code for a protein of 289 amino acids.